Messenger RNA from Striga asiatica, 1818 nucleotides. NCBI's taxonomy places the organism in Eukaryota, Viridiplantae, Streptophyta, Magnoliopsida, Lamiales, Orobanchaceae. The record is from the annotation of a GenBank genome assembly.
AUGCUGAGAGCUACCUUGAAGAAGGUUGACGAGAAAUACCGGGUUGGCGACAAUGGGUUCUCUUGGACCAUCACUAACAGCACCUUAAUCCAGCCAUGCGAAGAACAGAUCGUGCCUCAGAUGUAUGGCCACAUUGAAUUGCAACAAUUUCGCAAUCUACAUUAUUUUGCAGAUACAGAUAACAUACAAAAUGUUCUUGGUGUUGUGGCAUACGCAUUUGAAGAGAAGCAGAUUGGGUUUGAUUCAAUCAAUAGAGAUAUUUUGCUUGUUAAUGAAGAGAAUAUGCCAAUCAUGUUAACACUAUGGAAUGAUUUUGCCAUUACCGAAGGUGCUCAACUUGUUGCUACCAUUAAUGCCGGUAAUGUCAUUCUCGCCAUGCGUGUUAGGGUGAAAAAUUAUAAUGGCACUGCUUCUUUGGGAGCCAUAAACCAACCACUCUGGUUUGGUGCAUGUAUGAACUGCCGCAAGAAAUUCGAACUUCAGAUCACCUCUGAAAUACUAUGCAGCUCAUGCAAUAAGCAGAGUCAGAUUUCAGCAAGGGCAAGGAUUCCAAUUAAAAUUGAAGACGGUAUUGGUUCAAUUGUUGCCGUGGUCUAUGGAAAAGAUGCUGAGCUACCAACGAAAUUCAGUGGAGUGCAACUCCAACAAGCUGAUGAAAAGCUUUACAAGGAUGAAGAUGAGGAAGAUGAACCAGGUCCCGUUGAAGAUGAUAAAGAAACUGAACAAUCACUGGCUGGAGAUAAGGCAAUCAUGAAAAACAUAUUGUCAAUCGCGAAGGUGCACCUUAACCCAGCCAUGCGAAGAAUAGAUCGUGCCUCAGAUAUGGUUAUUUGUUGGAUUUUUAUAUUAAAUCUCAUACAAUUNGAUGUUCUUGGUGUUGUGGCAUACGCGUUUGAAGAGAAGCAGAUUGGGAUUGAUUCAGUCAACAGAGAUAUUUUGAUUGUUAAUGAAGAGUACAUUAACAACAAGGUUGAGAUUGGACAUUUGAUAUUUGUCGGAGCUUAUAAGGAUGUCUCUACUUUGUUGCUCCCUCCUAUGCCUGAUAGGAUUAUCACUCUGCAUACAUUAAUAGAUCCUGAGCGCAACAUUCGAACUGCAUGGAUUCAAGGCACCGCUUCUUUGGGAGCCAUAAACCAACCUCUCUGGUUUGGUGCAUGUAUGAAUUGCCGUAAGAAAUUCGAGCUUCAGGCAAGGAUUCCAAUCAAAAUUGAAAACGGUACUGGUUCAAUUGCUGCCGUGGUCUAUGAAGAAGAUGCUGAGCUACUAACCAAAUUCAGUGGAGUGCAACUCCAACAAGCUGAUGAAAAGCGUGAAUACAUAUUGGACAAGCUCGAUGCAAAUAUAAGGGACAAGCACAUUGUUUGUUUUGUGAGAAUGUUCAAUGUGAAUGGACCAAGUUACUUUGUUGUUAAGCUUUACAAGGAUGAAGAUGAGGAAGAUGAACCAGCUCCUGUUGAAGAUGAGAAAGAAACUGAGCAAUCACUAGUCACAGCUGUUCACUCCCAGCGCAAAAGCAUGUCUGGAGGAGGUAACCGCCCAAAUUCGGAAGAUGACGUGCUGGGGCAGCCAAAAGAAAGUGUGAAGCGUGUGCUAAACUUGGAGGCUGAGUCGUCCGACUCAAUGGGUAGCAAUUCAGUGUUGGACAUAGAUUAUGUGGCUGGAACCUCCGGUGAGGGCAGCAGCACUAUCGAUAAAAAUCUGUCUGACGGCCCACUAAAGAAAGCACGAACCAGACCUAAGGGUGGUGCUUUAGUUGACAAUGCUCUAGAUACUAUGUCUUAUGUUAAUAUUGUGUGUUGUACCUGUUGGGUUCGUUAG